This is a messenger RNA of Microdochium trichocladiopsis, 272 nucleotides long. RefSeq lists its product as uncharacterized. The record is from RefSeq and is a predicted model, not a curated record. The transcript has a single exon. NCBI's taxonomy places the organism in Eukaryota, Fungi, Ascomycota, Sordariomycetes, Xylariales, Microdochiaceae. Bases 104 to 259 code for a protein of 51 amino acids.
UGCAGCGGUCACGACGUGGAAAUAUCAAACUUUGGUCAGCACGCAGAAAGACUCGUUCCCGGCGAAGCAAUAUGAAAACUGGGCCAAUAUCCAUAGUGCCCCAAUGCGAGAUGUGCCCAGAACCGAGAAGCCUCCUAUACGUAGACUGUGGAGUAUUUUCAGGGACCAGAGACAGCGAUAUCAGAUCGUGCUGAACGUACAUCGGAAGACCCCCCGGAAACUCGCUAAAGCCAAGGCACUGGUUGGUCGGCGGCGAUAACUCAUAAUCGCCG